Molecule: messenger RNA, 906 nt
Organism: Mugil cephalus (flathead mullet)
Lineage: Eukaryota; Metazoa; Chordata; Actinopteri; Mugiliformes; Mugilidae
Product: protein FAM237A-like
Exons: 3
Coding region: 30-494 (154 amino acids)
Source: RefSeq, a predicted model, not a curated record
UAGUGCUGUUAGUCCACCCAGCUUCAGUGAUGGUCGCAGUGCUCAUUAACAUAGCCGUGGCCAUAGUUUUUGUGCUGAGCUGCAUGUGCGCCGUGCAGGGCCAGAAGCCGGGUCAGGUGGACCCCCUGACGGCGCACCGGGCCAACCCGCAGUGCUGGGACUCCUCCUCGGCUCUGCUGCUGGAAAUGCGCUCCCCGAGGAUCGCCGACACCGUGCCCGCCUUCUGGGACCUGAUGGAGACCCUCAGGUCCUCCGACAACAGCAAACACACGGCGCUGUUCUGGGACCUGGCCCAGGUCUUCUGGGACAUCUAUCUGGACUGCGUCCUGUCCAGGAGUCACGGCCUGGGUCGGAGACACGUCACCGCGGUGCACUCCCUCAUCACGGACAAGUCCUUCAGGUUCAACAGCUCAGGAGCAAACUCCCGGGCUUGGCUCAGUGUCAGAGUGAGGCGCAGAGGACACAUCAAGACACUGAAGACCAAGCCGAAAUGAAAAAACAACAACAACAACAACAAAAAAACACUCGCCACUACCGCUGACCUUUGUUAAUAUUUUCUUGCCCACUGGAAAACUAUAUUUUACAAUAAUAUGUGAACAGGUGCUUAAAGGCUGUCUGUGUGUGGUUGUCCAUAGUGAGAUUUGCUAACCUUUAUUAUGUAGUGUAUAAUCCAAUGUCCUGAUAACUGAAAACAACAAACAGGACUGACGUCACAUUGUUAUAUUUACAUAAGGACACCUUGUACUUUAAUAUCGUUAUCAAGAUGACAUCCCAUGGUUACAAUUCUAACAUAACUUUGUGAGUUUUUAAGUCGCGCCCAUGUUUUUGUUCCUUUCAGAGUACAGUUUUUAUGUAUGUAUAUGGACAAAUGUUUUUUGUUAAGCACAAUAAAUGCAUGUACUGUUG